CUGCUAUCAGCCGCCCAUCGCGACAGGGGCUUAGAGAGCGCCAAUCUGCCUCCUUUUCCAGAAGAGACAAGCGCGCCAUCGCACACAAACAUCAUCAUCAUGAUCCUUCUUUCACAAUUAGUCCCACUACCUCAUUCUCCUCUGCUCACACACUCGCUUGAUCUAUGCAUUCUCUUCUUCUAGCAAACUUAUACACCUAAGCUUUUUGUUCAGCCCAUUAUCGCUACCCUCACGCUCGUUUGUCCCUUCAAUCCAACCUUGCUAUCACAAGCCACCUCAGCGUUCAACUUCCUGCAACUGGAACGCCCCACUACUCGUCUGUCAGCCAGGCCUCGUUUCAGAGUGAAGGCAGCUGGACGGCUACACAACAUCUUAAUACCGUCGACCGAGCUGUCGUCGCACUUGUACAAUACCAUGCAGUCAUGAUUUCUACUGCCGACUUCGAUACUGCCCCUCUUGCCCCAAGCUCGCCUCCCGGCAUGACCACAUCGAAAUCUUCAAAGUCUUCCUCGUUUCAAUCCUCCGUUCAUAGCGACGAUGCGAGCGUGUUGGAUGACGUGGGCCACUUCGAAGACAUUGGUCUCGACGAUGACAGUGCCACCCUGAAAUCCACGCGCCAACCAGGCAUGGACAGAAUCACCUCACCGACCACAGCCACAUCGACAACUGCCAGGUCCCUUGUCACGAGUAAACGAACACCCGCGCCCCGAUCGUCCUCACAGUCGAAUCUCCGAUCUACGCUCCAAACGUCAAACCCAAGAAGCACGAGCUUGACGGUACUCACCGAUUCCAUCCAUCCAACAUCGCCCCGGCGGCGCUCGAGCAACAGUAACUUCUCAUCCAGAUCCCAACCCGGUUCCGGGCGACGAAGAAGUCCCAGCCCUCAAAUCUCCUCAAACCCUAGAGACCCGACAUUUCUGCCCAGGCCUCGUAGAGGAAGCUGGCAGUCGAAUCAACGAAAAUCCCUUGCCGAACUCGAGCACGAAUGCGAUGAGGACGAGGACGAUGAUAUUCCGGAUGGCCUCGUUCUUGAUAACGUCCCAAUUUCGCCUCGGCCGCAGCACGAAAGGCCGCCUAGUAGGCAGCCUUCCUUAUCUCCAUCGCCUGAUCGAGGACAGCAGCCCAAGGAGCGCGUACGGAGCGUGGGCAAUGGCACGCCGGCCGUCGCCCAGGCACAAGGCUCACUGAAGUCGCCCAAAUGGAAAGAAGAGGCGGCACAGGUAGACAGGUCGCCCAACCGUCCAGCCCAGACCCGCGCGCACUCGUGGAACGCUGCUUUGGCCCAUCUGAAUGCGGAAGCAAAGGCAUUGACAGAAAAGCUGGAAGAGCAUGCUGAUGAGGAGGAGGAGCGUGCGCGCAGACCAUCUGCAUCAGGCCGUCCGAACACAUGGAAUUCGAUGCAGCGCUCGCACCAAUAUGCCUAUGACAAGAAAGAACGUGUCAAGUCGACCCCCGAGCUCCCACCGCUACGGCGUACCAACGUCAUGAUCGACCCUCUGCCUGUGUCCAAGGAGAAGGAAGCAGUGCUCAGCAGGACUAGGCCGUCAUGGCUGCCACCCAAAGACCCGGCGGAGGAGCGCCGCCACAUUCGAGAGUACCAGAAGAUGAUGGCUGCAAGUGCCAAGGCUGAUGAGCGCCGCGAAGCUGCGCGCCGGUCACGAACCGAGGCCCGGGAAACAACGCUGGAUGGCGCCAUGCAUGCUUGGGAACACGAGGUCAUUCCCAACUGGAACCAGGCGAUUCGCGAACGGAGAACCAGAGAUAUGUGGUGGAAAGGCGUGCCACCGCGCAGCCGCGGCAUCAUUUGGUUGCAAGCCAUCGGCAACGAUCUCGGCUUGACUGAGGCUUCCUUUGAGGCAGCAUUGCAGCGAGCACACGAGCUUGAGUCCAGGGUCAAACAGGACAAAGGCAGCGCAGAAGAUCAUCGCAAGGCACAAUGGUUCACCCAGAUCCGACAGGACGCUGCCCACGACACUUGGCAAGGUCUCCACAUCUUCGAUGUUGAAGGACCCUUGCACGGCAGUCUAGUGGACGUCUUGAUGGCAUAUGCAAUGUACCGCAACGACGUUGGUUAUGUGCAUGGUUGUAAUACUGUCGCUGCUUUACUUUUGCUCAACUUGACGAGCCCCGCAGCUGUCUUUGUCGCCCUCGCCAACAUUCUCAACAGACCACUACCUCUCUCGUUCUGUACCUCCGACUAUGGAGCGCAGUCGUCGGCGUACAAUUACGUGCUCCAGGGUCUGAGUCAGAAGUCGCCGACGUUGCACGAACAUCUUGUGAAGGUGAUCGAGGACGCUGACCCUGGAAUCUACCUGCAACAAGUGUUCGCAAGUAUCUUCACUGCGCAAUUGUCAGUUGACACCGCAGCGCGACUUUGGGACAUAUAUGUUUUCGAAGGUGACAGUCUUCUUGUCCGCGCAGCGGUUGCUAUCCUGCUCGAGAACGAAAUGACUCUUCUGGGGGUGCGGACUGGAACCGAGGUGAAAUCAACAAUUUCGAAAUCUCUGAACCCAGAGCUGAAGGACGAGCCGCCUGCUUUGUCUGCUCCUGGGGCGGAAGAAAAGUUCAUUGCCGCUGUGAAGGCAGCCGGCCGGACAUGAAGAAUAUUUUUGAAAACACUUGGACACUCGCCAAUGACAAAGAGGAGGAUGCACGGUCAUUGAUGGAUCGAUUGAUAAUGUUUUUGUACAUGGACAUGUUGCGAGGAUAGCGUUGAUGAUGUCGCCCGCUCGCUGAGCCUGGACGGCAGGCGAGGCAUGCCGCGCAGACUUGCAUUGAUCUUGGAAUGCGAGCGAUAUGACUUGAUCAUUUUAGGCAAAGGACCAGUAAAUACUUACAUAUGAAAUAUAUCACGACGGACAUGUUAGGAA
Messenger RNA from Emericellopsis atlantica, 2870 nucleotides. Its product is annotated as TBC domain-containing protein. NCBI's taxonomy places the organism in Eukaryota, Fungi, Ascomycota, Sordariomycetes, Hypocreales, Bionectriaceae. Gene Ontology annotation, molecular function: GTPase activator activity. The record is from RefSeq and is a predicted model, not a curated record. The transcript has 2 exons. Bases 423 to 2600 code for a protein of 725 amino acids. Gene Ontology annotation, biological process: activation of GTPase activity.